AUGUCUGUUGAAUUUGAGAUCAAGGUUCCCAGUGAACCCCAGCUUUCCAUCGUGGGGCAGCAUGCGGUACUAGACUGCAGUUUUCCUGUGGGAAAGGUCUGGGACCUGGCCCGCAGUGUGAUCACAUGGCAGAGAGGGCUGGACGUGAUCCACAGCUUCUACUACAGUCAGGACCAACUAGACAGACAGAGCAGACAUUAUGCCAACAGAACAAGCCUGAACCACUCAGAGAUGAAGAUGGGUAAUGCCUCUCUCAUGCUGGACCAUACCAACCUGGGGGACAAAGGGGACUAUACCUGCUCUGUGAGCACAGUGCUGGGCAGUCAGAAGAAGACCUUUCCCCUGAAAUUAGCAGCAUACUACCCAGAGCCACACCUGGACUUCACAGCAUCUCCAAGCAAUGUGGAGCUAGUCUUGACCUCACAGGGAGGGUACCCCCGACCCUUGGUGCAGUGGCUAGAUGACAGGGGUCAUGAUGUCACUGAUAAAACAGUCAUACAUCUUUUAGAGGACACACAUGGACUAUACUCUGUCUUCAGUACACUGACCCUACAGGGACCUGUCAACAAGACCUUCACUUUCAUCCUUAAGAACAAGGACCUGAGACAGGAGAUCAGAAGAGCGAUCACACUUCAGAGGAAAUGAGAGGUCACUGGAAAAAAGCAGAAUUUCUGAAGACAACAGAAAAAGAUGGACAAUUCUUGUUCCUAUAGUGACAUUUGUACCGCUGUUUGUACUAUUAAUAUCUGCACUGAGAAAAACA
This is a messenger RNA of Oncorhynchus keta (chum salmon), 763 nucleotides long. RefSeq names its product CD276 antigen-like. The record is from RefSeq and is a predicted model, not a curated record. Lineage: Eukaryota; Metazoa; Chordata; Actinopteri; Salmoniformes; Salmonidae. The transcript has 4 exons. The coding region runs from base 1 to 645 and encodes 214 amino acids.